AUGGUCAAUCCCUCCGGCCCUGUUUCCGGAAAAGGACCCAUCACCCACGUCAUCUUCGACAUGGAUGGUCUUUUACUCGAUACGGAGAAAUUCUACACUGAAGUCCAAGAAAUCAUACUUGCUAGAUACAAUAAAACUUUUGAUUGGUCUCUCAAGGCAAAAAUGAUGGGGAGGAAGGCGAUGGAAUCAGCUAGGAUCUUUGUUGAGGAGUCUGGGAUUAGUGACUCUCUUUCAGCUGAGGACUUUCUUGCAGAAAGGGAGUCAAUGCUGCAAAAACUAUUUCCAACAAGUGACCUGAUGCCAGGGGCAAGCCGUUUGAUCAGACAUCUCCAUGCAAAAGGAAUACCAAUUGCCGUGGCAACUGGCUCUCACAAGCGCCAUUUUGAUUUGAAAACACAAAGACACGGUGAGCUUUUCUCAUUGAUGCAUCAUAUUGUUCUUGGAGAUGAUCCAGAAGUUAAACAAGGCAAACCAUCACCGGAUGUAUUCCUAGCUGCAGCCAGAAGAUUCGAGGGUGGCCCAUUAGAUCCACAGAAGAUUCUUGUUUUUGAAGAUGCACCUGCAGGUGUUCUUGCAGCUAAGAAUGCUGGAAUAGAGAUGGAUUGGUUGCAUUCAGGGUGGUUGCCUUCCUCUCUGAAAGAUUUCGAAGCCGAUGAUUUCAAUGAUUUUAACCAGGGUGGUUUGAUCUUGAUCGUGUCCUUCCCUUCUGCUCCUCCUCCUCCUCCUCCUAUGAAGCUGUCAGCGGUAAUGGUUCCAGAUCCGAGGCUGGAUAGCUCUCAUCAUGACACUGCAGAUCAAGUUUUAAGUUCGCUGUUGGAUUUCGACCCAAAAUUUUGGGACCUGCCUCCUUUUGAGGAUGUGGAAAGCUGA
Dovyalis caffra is the source of this 870-nucleotide messenger RNA. NCBI's taxonomy places the organism in Eukaryota, Viridiplantae, Streptophyta, Magnoliopsida, Malpighiales, Salicaceae. The record is from the annotation of a GenBank genome assembly.